Kogia breviceps (pygmy sperm whale) is the source of this 852-nucleotide messenger RNA. Its product is annotated as polyadenylate-binding protein 1-like. Gene Ontology annotation, molecular function: poly(U) RNA binding; poly(A) binding; mRNA 3'-UTR binding. The coding region runs from base 1 to 852 and encodes 283 amino acids. The transcript has a single exon. Gene Ontology annotation, cellular component: ribonucleoprotein complex; nucleus; cytosol. NCBI's taxonomy places the organism in Eukaryota, Metazoa, Chordata, Mammalia, Artiodactyla, Physeteridae. The record is from RefSeq and is a predicted model, not a curated record.
AUGAUGUAUGGGAAAUCCAGCACCGCCGGGCCGAUCCUGUCUCUUAGGGUCUGCCGUGACCUGGUCACUCACUGCUCCCUGGGCUAUGUGCAUGUGAACUUCUUGCUGUGGACUGAUACCGAGUGGACUCUGGACACUAUGAACUUUGGUAUUAUCAAUGGCAAGCAGAUGUGUAUUACGUGGUCCCAGUGUGACCCAUCACUUUGUAAGAGUGGAGUGGGCAAUAUAUUCAUCAAAAAUCUUGCCAAGUUUAUUGAUAACAAGUCCCUUUAUGAUACAUUUUCUGUCUUUGAAAACAUUCUUUUUUGUAAAGUAGUAACCGAUGAAAAUGGUUCAAGGGGUUUUGGAUUUGUGCAUUUUGAGAAGUCAGAAGCCGCUAGAAGAGCCAUUGCAAAAAUGAAUAGGAUUCUGCUGAAAGGUAGCUGGGUUUUUGCUGGGCAGUUUAAACCUCGCAGAGAAAGGGAAGCAGAACUCAGAGCUCAAGCAAACAUAUUUACCAAUGUCUACAUUAAGAAUUUUGGAGAUGCUAUAGAUGAUGAAUGUCUUAAAGAGGUUUUAGGUGAGUUUGGUUCUGUAUUAAGUGUGAGAGUUAUGACUGAUGAAAAUGGAAAAUCCGAAGGCUUUGGAUUUGUGAGUUUUGAGAAUUUUGAAAAUGCCCAGAAAGCCAUUGAAGGAAUGAAUGGAAAAGUCCUUAAUGGAUAUCAAGUUUAUUUUGGUAGAGCACAGAACAAAGCUGAGAGACAGUCUGAAUUAAAGCACAAAUUUGAGCAAAUAAAACAGGGUAAACUCACCAGGUGCAAGGGUGCUAAUCUUUAUGUGAAAAAUCUUGAAAAUGAUAUUGAUAAUAAAUGA